Molecule: messenger RNA, 5024 nt
Organism: Daphnia magna
Lineage: Eukaryota; Metazoa; Arthropoda; Branchiopoda; Diplostraca; Daphniidae
Exons: 5
Coding region: 1-3270 (1089 amino acids)
Biological process (GO): DNA integration
Molecular function (GO): nucleic acid binding
Source: RefSeq, a predicted model, not a curated record
AUGAGAUCGCAGCAGAACUACGCCGUUUUUUUCUGUGACACUGAAAAUUUUGGAACGGAGUCGAAGACAAAAGGAAUGUCAGACGACGAUCGACAAGCCAUCGCAAUUUUAGAAGCUGGAACAAAGAAGCUGGACGUAGGCUACGAGGUUGCCAUCACCUGGAAGACGGGGGAGCCAGCUUUAGUUUGCAACAAGCAGAUGACUCAACAACGACUCGGUGGUCUACUUCGGCGUUUCAGCAGAGAGCCAGCGUUCGAGAAGGAUUACCGCGCUGCCGUUCGGAAAACUAUCGACAAAGGAUACGCCUCUGUGUUAUCUGAAGAGGAAGCGGAGUCCGCCAAAUACUUUCUCGCGCAUCACGGCGUUUACAAAGGCCCUAAGUUACGUGUCGUCUUUGAUGCCGCAGCCCCCUUCCAGGGAAAGUGUUUGAAUGACGCCAUACUCAGUGGUCCCGCUCUCCAGCCUCCUCUUCCAUCCGUUUUAAUCCAGUUCCGUGAGGGAGCCAUAGCCUGGGCUUCAGAUGUGGAAGCGAUGUUUAGCCGUUUUAGGCUUAAUCUCUCCGACGCAAACUAUUUUUGCUUUUUGUGGCAAGAGUCCCCACCGAAGACUGUCGUUUGCCGGAUGGAUCGGUUGCCGUUUGGCGCUACUUGUUCUCCCUUCAUCGCCAUACAAACCACCCGCCGUGCAGUUUCUGAUGCCGGAGUAGGAGAAAAAGCGGUCGAAGCAGUUCAAAGAAGAAUGUAUGUUGACGAUUAUUUGGGAUCCGCAAAGAGUGCCGACGAAGGCGUAGCAGAAGCGUCCACCGUAAGAAAAGCUCUGGCCGGAGCCGACCUUCACUUUCAAGAUUGGAUCUCCAAUUCAGCAGAAUUCGUAGCAGCCAUGCAGGAAGAAAAGAAGCCAAUUCCGCAAAUCUCCAGUCUUUCCGCGGACAGCGAAAGUACGAAGGUGCUCGGUGCGGUGUGGAACACCACCUCAGACGCUCUAGGCUUCCAGAUAAAUCGCUCGACGGAGGAAGAAUACACACGGCUCAGUUUGACUAGCCACGUCGCCGGAAUAUUCGAUCCGCUAGGGUUAGCGGCUCCUAUCAUCAUAAAGGCAAAGGUCCGCCUUCGCGAUUUGGUCGUCAAAGGGCUAAAAUGGUCCGACCCUGUAGAAGGAGCUGAUCGAGCGUGGUGGGAGUCAUGGUUCCAGAUCGUCCAAGAAUUGGCCCAUGUGUCCAUCGAACGCUGUUUAUUUCCAGAAGAGGACGAUAUCGUCGAGUCUCAGCUACACACGUUUGGAGAUGCCUCAGAGGAGGCCUACGCUACGGUGGUGUACAUCCGCAACCAGUACCGCUGCGGUAAAAUCAUUAUCAGAAUUGUGAAGGCAAGCAGUAAGUUGGCCCCAAAGAAGAGUCUGUCGGUGCCAAAAUUGGAGCUAAACGCCGCCCUAUUGUCCGCCCGUGUUGCUGCCACCGUCCAGAACUGUCUCACCCAUUCCAUCGACCGCAGAUAUUUCUGGACGGACUCCAGUACUGUCCGUAAUUGGAUAAGAGCAACCGCCUCGUUUUACCAAAUCUUCGUCGCCAACCGAGUCGGAGAGAUCCAGACGUUAACAGAGAGCGACGAAUGGCGUUUUAUUCCCGGCAAACUCAACCCCGCUGACGCUGCGACCCAUUCCGCCAUCGGAGAAGAGGUAUGGCCAAAGAUCUGGCAAGAUAGCCCGGAAUUUCUACUACAACCUGAAUCAACCUGGCCCACAGAUCUGCCGUGGAUGGCCACGACGGUCGAAAUCAAAGCCAUCAAAUUAUAUUCCGUCCAGUCCAAUCCGGAUCCGUUUGGUUGGUCAGCAGUCGGUUUGGACUGUUCUAACCUUUCAUCUUUCUUUAAAUUAGAAGGGGAAACGAAGAACCUCCUCAAACGAUGUCAAUCAGAAGCUUUUCCGGAAGACAUCGCCAGACUUAAACGAGGAAAGCCACUUCGUUCCUCUUCCCAUCUACUGGUUUUAAGCCCGACGCUAGACGAAGAUGGAAUCUUACGUCUCGGCGGCCGGAUUGAUAGAGCGAAGCUGCCGUACGAUGCCCGUCACCCUCCGUUACUGCCCAGCAAGCACCCGCUCACGGAGAAAAUAGUCGAAGUCGUGCACGGUCAGAUGCAUCACGCCGGAACCGACUAUUUAUUCGCCAAAUUGUGUCAGCAUUUUUGGAUCAUUCGCGGGCGAGAGCUGGUCAAGAAGGUGCGUAGAAUGUGCCCAACGUGCAUCAAGGAGAGGGCGGUUCCAGCCGCUCAACUGAUGGGCAAUCUACCAGCCGUGCGACUUGAUUCCUAUUCUCCCCCUUUCUUCCACACUGCAGUUGACUAUUUCGGUCCUAUAGAGACAAGUCCCGGCCGGAACAGAGUGACAAAGCGGUACGGUGCCCUCUUCACUUGUCUGGCGACAAGAGCGGUACAUUUGGAAUUAGCCGAAUCAUUGUCAUCUGAAGAUUUUCUGCUGGUCUUUCGUCGAUUCAUCGGCCUUUUUGGCAAACCUGCCACCGUCCACUCCGAUAAUGGGACGAAUUUCGUCGGAGCGGAACGAGAGUUGAACGAUCUUGUUGAUCAACUCGAAAAGGACCCGAGGCUGUCGCAGUUCCGAAAAGAAAAGGUGAUUGAUUGGUACUUCCAGCCUCCACGAGCACCACACUUCGGCGGAGCUCACGAAAGUUUGGUCCGUUCUACAAAACGUGCCCUGUACCAAGCCUUAGAUCUGGAGAAGAAAGCUUUACGCUACCCCACGGACGAGAUGCUUCGGACUCUAUUUGCCGAAAUAGCCGGAUUCCUCAAUUCUCGCCCUUUGACCUACGCUAGUUCGGAUCCGGAGGACUUUCGGCCCUUAACGCCGAAUGACUUUUUGAAUCGCCCACCUACUUUCGAUCUGCUGCCCGGCAAAUUCAGUGACGCCUUGCCCCGAGAACGGUUCCGUUACGUUCAGAAGAUGGCCCAGUUAUUCUGGGAUUUAUGGACUAAAUUGUAUCUUCCGACACUAGUCCCGCGAAAGAAAUGGCAAUCGGCUCAAGAGAACCUUACCGUCGGUGACGUCGUCCUCCUGCUGGAUCCUAACCUACCGCGUGGUCUCUGGAAAAUCGGCCACGUCAAUCAAGUUUAUCCGGGAGGCGAUGGACUAGUACGCGUCGUCAAGGUGAAAACGGAGGACGGCGAGUACACCCGAACGAUUCACCGCCUAAGUCUCCUCGAGAAAGCUGUCGUAGCCGAUGUUCAUCCGGAAGAACCUCAUCCAUCUUUAUCAAAAUAGUCUCGUCAUUUCAUUAUCGUUCUUUUCUCUCUUUAAUUUUCUCAUCUGUUCCUUCUUUACUCAUCUUGUCGCCGGAUGUAACAGAUUCGGGGGGAGAAUGUUGCGGCGAGAAAAGCACAUUUCAAAUCUCUGCAAUUUGGCAACGCCUAACUUUACUUCAAGUGCGAUUCUUACCCCUUCCUUACCGAGUCUUUGCGUGAAUCCGUCUGCUAGCCUUCUUGCGACGUUAAGACCACGCUCGUUUCACUGUUGAAACGAGAUAGUUACUGUCACGAUUAUUAUACCUUUCUCUGUUUCGUGAAGCCAUUUAUUCAGUUUUUUGGCUCGUUUUUCUGUCCUGAACUGUCAGUUCAAACCUCAUUCUGAGUGCUUUUUGCUUGUCUACCAUUGGCUUCAUAUCUGUAUUCCCUGUCUGUGUGUGUAUUGGUCUGGGUGGCCACUCACAUUUUCUCGUGUCAUCCCAGACAUCACACGUAUGUCAUUUCACUGUAUGUCAGCACAGUUUGAGUCCCACACAUUCUUUCAUUUGUGUCGUGCAUGACCCAGCAACUGGCGAAUAAAUUACAGGGGCUGCUUACAACAGACCCCAGAAGGAACUUUGAAGGCUCCCAAUUCUUAGCGUCGAAACAUUUCUGUUUAUAGCCAAAUCACAAUCACAAAGGAACAAGUUGAUGCAAUUUGCUCUCUAACAAGAAACCAAAGCAGUAGCAAAUAUUGGCAACGCUACAGAGGAUUUCGAGUUACAGCCUCUAUAUUUAAACAAGUUACCAAAACUAGUAUUGAACGCAUUUCACCUUCGUUGUUAAAACAAUGUUGCUAUUCCAGUGCAUACAACUUCUCAACAGACGCCACAAGAUGGGGAAUACAAAAAGAAUCGAUUGCUAUUGACUCGUUCAAGCAGAUGUUGUUAUUGAAAAACACCCACGCUGGACUGACCAUAACACGUACUGGUGUUUACCUGUCUAUUACACACCCCUUUUUGGCUGCUUCACCUGAUGGUAUAGUACACUGUGAGUGCCAUGGAACGUCUGUACUUGAAGUGAAAUGCCCCUUCAACUAUCGAAAUUAUACUAUCUUCGCUGCUACACAAGUCAAAACAUUCCCAUUGCAGUUUCAUGCCUUGACAAAACAGUACUAUCUGUGCAAAUCACACGAAUAUUACUAUCAAGUGCAGCUACAAAUGUACGUAACGGGUUACCAUUCAUGUUACUUUGUCGUCUACACUUCUGUGGAUCUUAUCUUCGUCCAAGUAGCAUACGACUCUCUGCUGAUUGAACAGAGCAUUCCUCUAGUCCACAAAUAUUUCAUUCAUGUCAUAAUGCCAGAGGCCCUUGCUGGGUACCAUUACUUAAAAUCUGCUUUUGUACCCACUGCCGAAGUUCUGCCGCAAAACUCAUUUUUGCCGUGUUUUUGUCAAACUAAUGAACCCAUAAUUGUUACUACCGUUGUUUGCGCCAAUGUAAAUUGCAUGAGGAAAAUCUUUCAUUUGAAAUGCAUUCAUGAUAAACCAAACUCCCCUCUUCGAGUUACAUGCUUGUGGAAAUGUGAUAUAUGUAAAAAAAGUGCGCGAAUUGCAGCUAUGUCCGAAAAAAGGAAAAAAUCUUCAAAUGAUACACACAACGGUAAAAGACUUCCUCUAGCAAACAUAACCAAUGUUACCAUGUAAUAAUCAAACAUACAGUUUGUACUCUGUGAUUCAGAAGUGUACUACUAUUUAAAACAGAAGAACUAAAUAAAUGCUGUUGUUAAUUGUA